Homarus americanus (American lobster) is the source of this 611-nucleotide messenger RNA. Its product is annotated as mediator of RNA polymerase II transcription subunit 27-like. Gene Ontology annotation, molecular function: transcription coactivator activity. Gene Ontology annotation, biological process: regulation of transcription by RNA polymerase II. NCBI's taxonomy places the organism in Eukaryota, Metazoa, Arthropoda, Malacostraca, Decapoda, Nephropidae. Gene Ontology annotation, cellular component: mediator complex. The record is from RefSeq and is a predicted model, not a curated record.
UAUACCCAACAGGUACAUUGUUACUCCACCAUAAUGCACUCACUCUUUUCUGGAAACAAUCUCAAGAGAUCAUCGAUAUCAUUACCAUAUUCUGCUAAGAGGAGACGACCUGCUUCAUUAAACCACAAUGUACCUCAACAGCAAGUUGACAUGCUGAUUCAAGGAGAUCAGAUGUUUCAAGACAUGACUCUAAACAUAUCCCGACCCUUUGGUAACAAUGCUGUAGUCCAGGUGACUCUGGGUCGUGUGCUGAGGGCUGUGGUAACUUUCAAAGGAAUAUUGAUUGAAUGGGUUGUUGUGAGAGCAUAUAAUGAACCAUUACUUGAUGAGGAUGGAAAGGUUGACUUGUACACACCAUCCCAAUACAAAGUGUUUCAGAAAGUGACCGACAAUGCAAAUGCUGCGAUGUUGAACUUCUGUUCACCAGGAUUUUCUGACUUGUCUAUCCGCUCCUUCUUUACCUGGCUGCAUAGUUUUGUUUCUCUCUUCACUGAUGUGUGCAAGAGGUGUAGUAAUCAUCUUCAUAACCACAUGCCCCCAACAUGGAGAGAAUUUCGGACAUUAGACCCCGUUCAUGAAGAAUGUAAAGCAUGAGCAGAGCAUUAAUUUUU